Seminavis robusta is the source of this 1191-nucleotide messenger RNA. NCBI's taxonomy places the organism in Eukaryota, Bacillariophyta, Bacillariophyceae, Naviculales, Naviculaceae. The record is from the annotation of a GenBank genome assembly.
AUGUCGAUUCUAGCACUACCUAAAAAUCCAGAACCCACCCAGCCAAAGUUCAAGGCGCUUUAUUGGAUCGUGUUUGAGGAUCCUCUGCAGCUCAACGCAGAUGCCAACAAUCUUCUCCAGAGGUUUAUCUUGUCAUUAACAUACUUUCAAACAUCUCGGGAGAGUGACCGGCUUGCAUGUGGGCCAUCUACAGCUGCAAAUGAAUCCUAUAGGAUUCAAGAUACCCUGGGUCGUGGCUUAUCCGGAAGUCCUUGGCUUGAAGGUGUCCAUGAAUGUCAAUGGGCAGGAAUUUUGUGUGAUCGAGAGAAGAAUAUUACUCGGUUGGACCUCAGGGACAACGGAUUGAAUGGCCCUCUGCCCACAGAACUUGCAAAUAUUCCAGCACUGGAAUCAAUAAACAUUAUGGGGAACCGAAUGACAGGAACGGUUCCGAGCAUAUAUGGUAGCUUCCUUUCCAUUUCUUUACUGAAUCUAGACAACAGCGAACUGUCUGGUAGUAUUCCGUCAGAAUUAGUGCCCACAGAAGUCGGACUCUUUGAUGGGACGUGGCUUGGAUUUGGUUCAAACAGCUUGUCCAGCUCCAUCCCUACAGAGCUCUUUCAGGCUGGCAAAGGAAUCCAUACCUUUCUUUUUAAUGACAAUAAGUUUACAGAAACUCUACUCGCUGAAGUUGGAGCAUUGCAUGGACGUCGUGAUCUCCAAGUCAAUUUGCAAGGGAAGCCUUUACGUGGAACCAUUCCAUCGGAAAUUGGAGUUCUGAAAGGCAAUAUCGCAAGCCUUGAUAUCAGUUGGACCAAUAUGGAAGGCUCCCUACCAGAGGAACUCUUUACAGAAUGUACCAACUUACUUUGGUUUCAGGCCUCCAACUGUGGAUUGACUGGGACAAUCAGCACUGGACUGCAGCUUUUGUCAAAGCUAGAACGCUUUGACAUUUCCAACAACAACUUCCACGGUGCUAUCCCAGCACAGCUUUCUGCUCUGAUGGCAUUACGUCUGUUUUUUGUGAAUGGGAAUGACCUUUCUGGUUCCAUUCCGUCAUCUGUCUGUGCUUUGGCUGACCCCACAAAGGGCAUAUUUGAAGUGGCUGCCGACUGCCUGCCAAUGGAUGGCACAGGCAAUCCCAUGGUAGAGUGCUCUUGUUGCACUCUGUGUUGUGAUCGUGAUGCUGCUGACUACUGCCUUCUAAAGUAG